Molecule: messenger RNA, 1965 nt
Organism: Lytechinus pictus (painted urchin)
Lineage: Eukaryota; Metazoa; Echinodermata; Echinoidea; Temnopleuroida; Toxopneustidae
Exons: 7
Coding region: 431-1345 (304 amino acids)
Biological process (GO): spermatogenesis; acrosome reaction
Cellular component (GO): 9+0 non-motile cilium; cytosol
Molecular function (GO): intraciliary transport particle A binding
Source: RefSeq, a predicted model, not a curated record
GUUCAAAAGAUUUUCUAGAUAUGAAUGUACGGUAUAUCCAUGAAUUCAUUGAUUUCUUGAUAAUUUGGUGUGUUCUCCUUUGUUUACAAAGGAUAUUUUGCAAAUUUCCUGUAGAAAGAAAUAUGGCACUGAUGGAUUUCCAUAGAGUUAUGAUUGAUUGGAUCAAGGAUCAAUCAUAACUCUUUGUAAAACGGGGCCCAAUAGUGAACGAUGUAACCAUAGAGCUAUAAUAACCCAGAUGCAAUUCGCCGUCAUAACAUGCAUCAGCAGCUGCAUCAAGUGACACAAGUCCGUCGUCCCGCAUCAAGUGCGCGAUACAGAAACUUCGACUUCGAGCUAGAGCAGGCGGUAAUGUUGUAACUUUAAACUUCUGUGUGGGCUCGUUAUUCUUGCCCUUGGAAGGAAAGUAGGUAAAGUCAAUCAAGCGAGAAUGGAAAGCAGCCAACAACAGAGAGAGAACAGAACCAACACCUUAUCAGAGGAACAUGUCCAGAGUGCUAUAGAGACGGUGCUAGCUAAUAGAGUCCAGUCCUAUCAAGAGUUUAUGAGUGCUUUCACAGUGUUAACGCCGGAUGAUGUGAACCAGUUUUCUGCUCGGAGGUCAAAUCAAAGGGUCGAAGGUCAAGUUGCGACUCCUGAAGGGUCAGAGGUGACUUCCCAACUAUUUCAGAUGUGUUCGUCAUCACCCACUCCACCAAAGCAGCAAGGAAGGGAUGUUCAACAAGUUGAAGAGCUGGAGAUUGAGGAGUUGGGAGAGGACUUCAUUAAUGAGAGGGAACGCAUCUCAUCUGAUGGCCAGAGAAAGUCCACAAAAUACACCCAGGUUGAUAAUUAUCUAGACGAACCGGACAGUGAAAGUGAGCUUCUCAGCGAUGAUGAUGAAAUCAAUUUUGAUGACUCCAGCACCAACUACGUGGCUUCAUUCGACACACAGACAGAAGCAGAGAGGGAAGCAGCAAAAAGUGUCCCUCCCACUGUCACUCCAGAGAUGGUGGAAAAAGUGAAUGAGCAAGAUAGUGUAUCUGAAACAAGUAUUCAAGAGAUUUCAGAAUCAACUGGAAGACUGUCCGCACUGGAUCUUUACCCUGGUGAAGCGGAUGCUGCAGAAGACACAUCAUCCAGUCCGAGUCAUACUGUACACAUAACUCAGUUACCAAGUGCUACAGUCACUGAUCCACCUACAUGUAUAGAAAUCGGUGGAGCUGAAAGCAGUUCUGAGGUGCCUCCGGAUGAUGUCCAGCCGUUCAGCAUCGAUCCUGACUUUGACUACGACAAUGUCAUCCUCACCCCCAAAUGGGCGCCUGGUCAUGGACCUCCAUCUGGAUUUAUGCCGUCUGGAAGCUGAGGAACCCUGAUCUGUUAGCCCUUGUCCAACCAGGAGAUCGGAGUGCAAUAUAUGGUAUACAUGGUAUUGGUGAAUCUGAGAGUGAGAGGGUUAAGUCUAGAAGACCCUUAAAGUUAGAAGCCAAGGGCAAUCGCUGCAUCUGUGGCUAGCUGAUUAGGUGUUACAGCAUUGGCUCAUGUCACUCCAUCAUGUGUGCAUAUUGUAGUAAACGUUUAAUGGGAGGUUAUUCAUUAAAAGAUGUUGAAUGUUUUUAUCCGACUGUUAGCAUAGUGACAGUCAGACACAUGUGUAAGAUAGAAAAUAUUUUUUAUCUUCAGUAAAUGAUGUUAAACCUUCAAGGCAGGGGAAAUUAAUAUUUUAUGCUUUUGUAACCUUUAAAGCCAAUAAGCCAGAGCCACUUUGAACAGCGCCAUCUCAUUACUCAUAUAGUACCUGUAUGAUUACCCAGCAUGCAACAUUCUGAUCAUGUAGUCUCAUAAUGCCAGCCCUCUACAAUGAUGAUUUAAUUUUCCUAUAUUAUUUUUAAACCACAAUAUUUGCCAAGUUAUAUUGUUUACAGCAUGCUUUUCAAGCAAUCUUUUUAAAGGAGAUUGAAACCAGUUGGAUUUAUAUACCCCCCC